CGCAGAGGAGGAAUGGCAUUCCUAGAGUUGGUCUAGAGCGGCCCGCACGUCUCCUCCCACGCCCCCUGCCUCAAGAAACCCUUGUAUAGUGUGCCAUAUACAUCACUAACUAACUUUUUACAACCAAAAAGGAUACUUGGUUUAUUCGCUCUCGCUGGGAAAAGAGAUAUAGGACAUUAAACGUUGAUAGGCGAGUCAGUGACAUCCUGCACCGGGUUUCUGUGAUUUCACCUGAAGCGUUACCUCUAGUUUUUUUUGUGUACUGUAGACUGGAGGUUGGUGUAUGGGGUGUCGGUGGUAGAUAUACACAGGAUGCGGUGGUGGACUCCUGUCUGGCUGUUGGUAGGUGUGGUGCUGGGUGGUGCGGCGGGACAGUGGUUUGGUGGCCAGACAGUCUCCAAGGGGGACACAUCCGCAGUCGAGCGAUGCUUCUGCCAGCUGAAAGGUGCUAUAGAUGAUUGUUCCUGCUCUGUAGAGACAAUUGACAGUUUCAACAACCUAAGAAUAUUCCCCAGGCUCAAUAGUUUGUUACAUCAAAACUUCUUCAGGUAUUGGAAGGUCAAUUUAAACAAAAAAUGUCCAUUCUGGGAGGAUGAUGGCAAAUGUGCAAUUCGUUAUUGCAGUGUACAACCAUGCACAGAUGUCCCAGAAGGCAUCAAGGGAGCAGUCACACCUAAUGGAAUUGACACGUCACAAAGGCAAAUGAAGAAAUCUCCACCGACUGCAACAGACUGUGAUGCCGAGAAUGAUUUGGGUUACCUCAACACAACGCUCAGUAAAGAGUCUAUUGAUGGGUUUGAGCGGUGGGCUGCUCAUGACGAUGCUCAGGAUAGUUUUUGCUACCUAGAUGAUGAUUCGUCCCUAGACAGUGAGUAUGUGGACCUCCUGCUAAACCCCGAGAGAUUCACAGGUUAUGCUGGAGACUCUACACAUCGUAUCUGGAGAGCUAUAUAUCAGGAAAAUUGUUUCAAACCUACAAGAAGUUUUCGGCCAUAUGCAGACUUCAGUAAUAUUGGAGAUUUAUGCUUAGAAAAGCGUGCAUUCUACCGAGCCAUCUCGGGCCUCCACACCAGCAUCAACAUUCAUCUGUCUGCACAUUAUCUCCUCUCUGAUAAAAAUGGUUUUGCCGAAUCCAAGGACGGAGUGUGGGGUCACAAUUUAGAGGAGUUUCAGCGCAGAUUUGAUCCAGAGAUGACGGGAGGAGAAGGACCGCUUCGUCUCAAGAACUUGUAUUUUGUUUACUUGCUCGAACUUCGAGCAUUAGCCAAAGCAGCACCAUACUUGGAAAGCCUCGAGUUUUACACUGGGAAUGAAGCUGAAGACAGUGAUGUAAGAAAGGCAGUCACAGAUCUCCUGACUGUUGUAAAGAGUUUUCCAGAGCACUUUAAGGAAGAAACAAUGUUCACUGGGGGACUACAAGCCACCAAGCUUAAAGAACAAUUCCGUGAACAUUUCCGCAACAUUAGUCGUAUCAUGGACUGUGUAGGAUGUGACAAAUGUCGACUGUGGGGCAAGUUACAGGUUACUGGCUUGGGGACAGCUUUAAAGAUACUAUUCUCAGGCAACUUUGACCAACCUUUGGAUCAGCAAUUAAAUUUAUCAGCAGUGAAGCAAACCAAGUUUCAACUGUCACGAGGAGAAAUUGUUUCUCUAUUCAAUGCAUUUGGGAGGUUAUCACGCAGCAUCAUGGAACUUGAAAACUUUCGCCAAAAAAGCCUAAGAUAAUAAUGGCAAUGAUCUCGAUGAACAUUUUCUGUGAUAUUUGUUAUACAUAAUAUUUGUACUGUCACACAUUGUUAUGAUAAACAGUGGGUUCAUAAUGACCUGUUGAGCAGUUGUGAAAAUAAUGUGCUGCACUUUAAAUACCUUUAUUAUAAUUUGCUAUUUUAAAAAGGAACAAGUAGCCUCUUUAUUGGAUGCAACAAAGAACAUUAUUAUGUAAUACUACGUACAUAUACGUGUACUACAGUACUCUUAUCAGUUGAAUAUUAACAGACUACAAAAUCACACAUUUUAUCUGAUAAUUGACACCUUUGACAGCAGACUAUCACAGAUUAUCCCCACUACUGUACUAUGUCUGUAGUAUGGUAUCCCAGCCGUCCCUAGCGAUAGUUUGGGUGCUUGGUGUAGGAGACACAGGAUACAUUUCUCGAUUGCCUCUUAUAAAAAUCAUACCUGAUGAUUUUCAAGGAUGUCAUAAUUUUUAUAAUUAAAGUGGCUAAAAAAAUAUUUAAGUAUAAUUUUGUGCUAUUACUGUGACUGAUAUUAUAGCGAGACUUGCACAACAAAAUGUAUUAAUGCUAUCACCGAAUAACUCGUUGAUGUUUCCUUUGUAUAAGAGGACAGUGCAUUCGGUAAACAGUGUUUGUCUUGUGAUUAUUAUAUAGGUAAACUGACAAGUUGGAUUUUGAGCAUAUUUGUGUUCUGUGACAUAUUGAUAUAUUAUCUGGUUCUAGAGACCAAUUGUGGUAAAGGGAACAUUUAUGAAUAACUGCUAAAUAUUUUUGACUAUACAGUAUGGUAGUUGCUUUUUUAAUUUUUUAUUGAUACGGGAUUUAGGGGAAAUAUAUAUUUAAUUGCAUAUGACUACUGACUAAUAUGAGCAGCGUGGUUGGUUCUGUCCACUUUUUCCAGAUUCACGUUGUAAUCACCUAUUUAUUACAGCAUCAUUGUAUUCUACCAUAAAUGCAUAUGAUUUUUUUUUUAAUGCUUAGAAUUAAGGUGCACAAAGAUAAAGGGACUAGAGGCCUAAUAGGCAUGAUAAUGCAUCUGUCAGUAACACUAAGCUCAGUAUUAAAUAAAUUUAUUUUAUUGAUCAAAUAAAUGUUUUUGCUUUCAUAAGUCUUUUGGUCAGUGAGGUGAAGCACUGAGUCUGAUCAGUAACUGAAUGGGUGACUGCACAGGCAGCCAUGUCUGUGCGUGGAUAAAUACAUUUUUCUAUAAAAACCAUAUUUCUUAAAUAUAAAAUUUAGUGAAAUUUGCUUUCCCCAAGAAACAGAACUGGUUUGAAAAAUAUUGGACAGAAUAAUCCUAAAACCACAAAGACAAUGGGGAUAAUAAGAUUUGUCUACCUACCUAAUAAUGGUAGCUUGGCCACUUGGUUGACUACUCGAUCAGUCAGGAUCUCGGUACAGUACUUGGAUGCAGUGACUACUUCAUAUUAUUUGUUUUCAAGAUGUAAUGUUAAUUUGGAAGUAUGUUAAUUCCCCAUUUUAUUUAAAACAUUUAGACCCCUUGUAUUUGUUAUCUGUAACUUUUAGCAAAUAUUGAAAACUUUGUUUCCAUAAUAUAUAGAUAACGCAUAAAGGAUUGUGACAAUAAUACAGCAACAGACCUCCAAAAGUUGUGAUUAUGACAACAAAAAGUAGCACCAGUGGGAGAAAUGUUUAAUGCUGUUUUAUUUCUCUAAUGCAGAAUGAACAAUAAUAAAUUUAUCACCAUCAAUAUACUUGCACAUGCUGUACUGUAUUUAGAAAAUACUCUUAUGAUAAACUACAUUAAUGAGAUUCAUUAAUAAAGUUGGCAUGAACUUAA
Procambarus clarkii (red swamp crayfish) is the source of this 3534-nucleotide messenger RNA. RefSeq names its product endoplasmic reticulum oxidoreductin-1-like protein (gene Ero1L). NCBI's taxonomy places the organism in Eukaryota, Metazoa, Arthropoda, Malacostraca, Decapoda, Cambaridae. The record is from RefSeq and is a predicted model, not a curated record. Gene Ontology annotation, molecular function: FAD binding; thiol oxidase activity; protein-disulfide reductase activity. Gene Ontology annotation, cellular component: endoplasmic reticulum; endoplasmic reticulum membrane. Gene Ontology annotation, biological process: protein folding in endoplasmic reticulum.